Messenger RNA from Corythoichthys intestinalis (scribbled pipefish), 4175 nucleotides. Its product is annotated as ATPase MORC2-like. The transcript is spliced from 29 exons. Gene Ontology annotation, molecular function: zinc ion binding. NCBI's taxonomy places the organism in Eukaryota, Metazoa, Chordata, Actinopteri, Syngnathiformes, Syngnathidae. The coding region runs from base 151 to 3357 and encodes 1068 amino acids. The record is from RefSeq and is a predicted model, not a curated record. Gene Ontology annotation, cellular component: nucleus.
GUCACUUGUGAGCAACUCCUACCAUUGGAAGUGAAGAAGAAGAAGAACAGAGGCGUGGCUUUGAAGGCCAGGAGGAAAAGCAAGUUUAGAUCGUAAGGACUUGAACUAUUGGAGUAACAAUCUGGUCAUCGAGAGGCUAGUGGAGUAAUCAUGGCCUACUCGAACUACAGCAACUUGAGCAGAGCUCAACUUACCUUUGAAUACCUGCAUACAAACUCAACAACCCAUGAGUUCUUGUUUGGGGCCUUGGCAGAGCUUGUGGACAAUUCCAGGGAUGCCAAUGCCACACGAAUAGACAUUUACACAGAGAAAAGGUCAGAGCUACGGGGCGGCUACAUGCUAUGUUUUCUUGAUGAUGGCAUUGGAAUGGAACCAAGUGAGGCAACCCACGUGAUCCAAUUUGGAAAGUCAAGCAAACGAUCCCCUGACUCCACACAAAUAGGCCAAUACGGAAAUGGACUGAAAUCGGGAUCCAUGCGAAUUGGGAAAGACUUCAUCUUGUUUACAAAGAAGGGCAACAGUCUUACUUGCCUUUUUUUAUCAAGAACUUUCCAUGAAGAAGAAGGUCUCGAUGAGGUAAUCGUGCCUCUCCCGUCCUGGAAUUUGCAAACUAAACAGCCGGUGACGUCUGACCCAGAGAAGUAUGCCGUUGAGACAGAGCUGAUAUUUAAAUACUCACCAUUUAAAACUGAACAAGAGUUGAUGGAGCAGUUCAGCAAAAUAGAAAGUGCAAGCGGUACCCUGGUGAUUAUCUAUAAUCUGAAGUUGAUGGACAACAGAGAACCAGAGUUGGACGUGGAGACAGAUCACCAGGACAUACUAAUGGCUGGAAUGGUUGCUGAAGGAGUGAAACCGGAGAGAAGGUCGUUUAGAGCAUAUGCUGCAGUGUUGUACAUCGACCCCCGCAUGAGGAUUUUUAUCCAGGGACAUAAAGUGAGGACCAAGAGGUUGUCCUGCUGUCUUUAUAAACCUAGGGUUUAUAAGUACUCAUCGACGCGUUUUAAGACACGUGCUGAACAGGAAGUCAAGAAAGCAGAUCACCUUGCAAAGAUUGCGGAGGAGAAAGCCAGAGAGGCAGAAAGCAAGCGUUUAGCCAUGGAGGAAAGACUUGGAGAUGAUUUGUCUAAAGAUUCUCGAACGAUCCUGAGAAAAACCCAGGAUUCCGCCAUGAUGCUGAGACGGGAUGCCGACAUGAAGAAAAUAAUUCUUGAGGCCAAACAGAAAGCGUUAAAGGAGCCCAAGGAACUGAACUUCAUUUUUGGAGUUAACAUUGAACAGAGGGACCUGGAUGGGAUGUUUGUAUACAACUGCUCUCGUCUUAUUAAGAUGUACGAAAAGACAGGUCCGCAGCUGGAUGGAGGCAUGGCCUGUGGGGGUGUUGUCGGUGUGGUGGAUGUCCCAUAUUUAGUUUUGGAGCCUACUCACAACAAGCAAGAUUUUGCAGAUGCUAAAGAGUAUCGGCAUUUGCUUAAGUCCAUGGGGGAACAUCUGGCUCAGUAUUGGAAGGACACUAAUAUUGGUUACUUCAUCACAACAGUCAUCUCGCAAGGAAGCUGCAGUGAUGAUAACGUAACUUUUGUACUUGAGAAAAAUACUCAGAAAGGCAUCGUGAAGUUCUGGGAUGAGUUUGGAUACUUGUCAGCAAGCUGGUCUGCACCUCCGUCUUCGGAGGCUAGAUAUAAGAGACGUCGUGCCAUGGAGAUUCCACUUACCAUUCAGUGUGAUAAAUGCUUAAAGUGGAGAACACUGCCAUUCCAGAUGGAUGCUGUUGAUAAACGCUAUCCAGACAGUUGGGUGUGUUUGAUGAACCCAGAUGGCACCCAGGAUAGGUGUGACGCUCCUGAGAAGAAACCCAAUUUGCCAUGUGGUAUCCUGAAAAAAGAAAAACAAACAAGUGAAGACAAACAAAAAGAGCUUGAAGAGAAAAUCAAACAGCAGCAGGAUAAACUGGAGGCCUUGCAGAAAACCAACACUGUCAAAUCUGCAGCAGACAUUAAGAAGUUACCACUGGAUGUUAGCAUGAGGCCAGCAGCAGAGAGCCCCUCAAAGGCGAGUCGCUCCUCAGAGAGGUCUGUGACCCGCCCCCGUUCACCGCCGCUGCCAGCUCACCUCAAGAUGCCACAGAGUACUCUUCCACCCCGCGCCGUCACUCAGCGGUCCACGCGGACACCUGCUCCUCCCCCUGCUCCACCUAAGGUUGAACCAUCCCGAGCCAAAGCAACGGCAAAGUCACACGCAGGAAAGCCCACUGCCAAACCUUCCAAACCACCCCCACCAAGCCGCCCUUCAAGGACACUCACCAAAGCAUCAGCUAAACCUGCUGCUGCACUACAACGUAGGAGAAUAAUUGUGCAGGAGGACAGUGAUGAUGAUGAGGAGGAAGACGAAGAAGAAGAGGAGGAGGAAGAGGAAGAAGAAGGAACUGGGGAGAGUGAAGAUGAAGAACCCCAGACAAAGAAGUCAAAGAUGGACACUGCGGCUGGUAACCGGGCUAAAGCGGUGGAGAAAGUCCCACCCGCCAAACGUGGAAAGUUAGACGAGGUUAGCAAACAAUCACAGCCUGCGAAGAAAGGAGUAGCUACUUCCCCACGACAGAGCCCUGUUGCUAAACCCAAGGUGCCAGAGAAGGCGCCAGAAAAGGCGCCCGAGAAAGCACCGGUGAAGGCACUACAGCAAGAACCAGAGAAUGCUUCGAAAGAUAAGGGACUGCUAGUUGAAGUCCGUGUCAAUAAGGAGUGGUUCACAGGAAAAGUCGUUGCUGUGGAAUCAAACAAACAGAGUGUUCGCUGGAAAGUCAAGUUUGACUAUGUGCCCCGAGCCACGCCGAAAGACAGAUGGGUGUUUAAAGGCAGCGAUGAAGUCCGCCUGAUGCGUCCGCCGUCUCCCAUCACCCAGACGCCUGACACCCAGCAGGAGAAUGAGAGGGUUUCUGCAGCCAUGGAGCCAGAUACCACACAACCUGGCACCAGUCGAGAGGUGACAGAGAGCCUGGUCACCAUGUUGAGGACAAUGCUGCGUUACUUCUUCCCGCCUGCUUUUCAGAUUCCUAAGGAUGACGUCAAUGGCAUGACUGCAGAGGAGCUGGUGGCCUUUCCUCUGAAAGAGUAUUUCCAGCAGUACGAAUCAGGUCUGCAGUCACUGUGCAACUCGUACCAGAGCAGAGCAGACGCCAAGGCCAAAGCUGUGGAAGAGAAAAGCAAUAGCACAGAGUUGAAACUGAAGGAAGCAGAUGAGAAACUCCAAAAAUUACGGACCAACAUUGUUGCACUUCUACAAAAAGUUCAAGAGGAUAUUGACAUUAACACCGAUGAUGAACUUGAUGCAUAUAUUGAGGACCUUCUCACUAAAGGAGAUUAAACGGGAUGGACCAGAGAAAUCAACAAGAAGGAAAAAGACUGUUCUCACUAAACGACUGACAGCCAUGAUACUUACAUCACCCCCGGCACUCCUAAUUGAGUUCCAUGUGAACAUUUAGGAAUGUUUUCAUUGUUAAAGAUGCACCGUUUUCUUUUAUUAAGCAGUAAGCAUACACUCCGUUCUGGUGUUUGUCUUUUAUUUUUGUUUUUACAUUGUUGACAGCCCUCUAUUUAGCAUGUGGAUUUCAUUUGUUUGUUUGUUUUUUUAUCAACCUGCUUCUACUGUUCUGUAUUUGUUAAACAGUGACGAAGCCAUCCUAUCUUACUUUAAACUUUGUAGGUUUAAUACAGUUUAGUCACUUUAAGGCAGUGAGAAAAAAAACUGCUGUUUAUUUUGCGCUAUUGUCAGGUGACACGUUGAUACCCAGUGUUUUAAGAGUUGGGGUUGACUAACCAAUACUCUAUCUGUCCAUAUAUAAACACUUACUAUUAUUUUUGUACACUCAAAUAUGUUAGUUUUGUUCAUUAUACUCCCCCAUCCUGACCAGCUCAACUAGAAGACUGAGUAUACUGUAUCACACUAUGAAAUGCAUACUGGGUUUUAUCAGUAUAAAAGUUAACGCGUUUUCUGUUCAUUUGGAGAAAAAAGUCUGUUUAAUGCAAAGGUAGAGUUUUCCUACUCUAAUCGUUAUGUCUUUUGGAACAUAUUUUAGCAUUUCAACAUUUUAUUCAACUUUGCAUGUUUCAGUGUUCUUGGUAAGUUGGGAGAAAUGGUUCUGUAUUUUUGAAAAAUCUUCAACAAUAAAACUGGUUCAGCGA